UGGCUUGCAUUAAUUGAGCCUCCGUCAACGGAAGUUCGCUAGUGUUUACAAUUCAAAGUGAUUCAAAGAUAUGGCGGAUCAAUAGUUUGCGUUCACGUUGUGCGGGUGUUUCUAAUUCUGUUUUUCUAAUUCUGCCAAUUCUUGUCGUGCCUAGAUAUGCCGUCCCGAGGAGAAGAUAUCCUUAAAGGUUUUCAAGUUAAUUGGAUGAAUUUGCGCGAUGCUGACAAUGGGAAAAUUUUAUGGCAGGGUAACGAAGACUUAUCUGUACCUGAUGUAGAACAUGAAGCACGUGUACCAAAGAAGAUUCUGCGAUGUCGUGCAGUAUCAAGAGAAAUUAACUUUAGUUCUGCAGAGCCUAUGGAAAGGUUUCGCUUGGAGCAAAAAGUAUUAUUCAAGGGUCGUUGCCUAGAGGAAUGGUUCUUUGAAUUUGGAUUUGUUAUUCCUAACAGUACUAAUACUUGGCAGAGCUUGAUUCAAGCUGCACCAGAGAGUCAAAUGAUGCCAGCAAAUAUAUUAAAUGGCAAUGUUGUAAUAGAAACAAAAUUCUUCGAUGAUGAUCUCUUAGUAUCUACCAGUCGAGUUCGUCUCUUCUAUGUCUAAGGCAAUUUCCAAAUGGUCCUCUAAUAUCAUAUAUAACAACGGGA
Messenger RNA from Camponotus floridanus (Florida carpenter ant), 644 nucleotides. It is a transcript of the gene PrBP, whose product is annotated as retinal rod rhodopsin-sensitive cGMP 3',5'-cyclic phosphodiesterase subunit delta. Lineage: Eukaryota; Metazoa; Arthropoda; Insecta; Hymenoptera; Formicidae. The transcript is spliced from 4 exons. Bases 157 to 600 code for a protein of 147 amino acids. Gene Ontology annotation, cellular component: cytoplasm. Gene Ontology annotation, biological process: sensory perception of light stimulus. The record is from RefSeq and is a predicted model, not a curated record.